AUGUUUUAUUCUCAGACGUUUUUGGCGCGAAAAGGGCGGCUUUCAACUGUUUGGAUUGCUGCUCAUCUUCAUCACAGACUCAAGAAAUCUCAAUGCACAUCCACUGAUAUCCCUUCCACCGUUCAACAUAUAAUGGAUCCCGGGGUUCCCAUUGCAUUGAGAAUGUCAGCUCACCUACUCUUAGGUGUUGUUCGUAUUUAUUCGAAGAAGGUUGAUUAUCUUCUCAACGAUUGCAAUAUUGUUCGAACUGUUUUAUACAAAGUAUUUGCUGCCGUAUCAAAUCAUAAUUUACCUGAGGAUGGAAUGCAAGCACCUGUUCAUACUAUCACCAUGCCAUCCACUUUUGAGCUAGAUGCGCUUAGCUUGAGCAAUGAAAUGGAUUUUAAUGGGUAUGAGGAUCAUCACAUGAAGAGUCUAGAAGAUAUUACUCUUGCAGAUCAAAAUCCUACUGUACUGGAGAAUUACGUGACUAUACGUUUCGAUGAGGACACAACAUUUAGUUCUCCCAACACACAACUUCUUCCAGAUUCUGAUGCAAGACCAAUAGAGGAAGACAUUAUUCGUCAAUCUCCAUUGACAAACAGAGCAGAUUUUCAAGAUGUUGGUCCAAGUUUACAUACAGAGUCACAUGCUACGGAUCAUAGUGGUGAUGAACAUGCUACCACUCAUGAUUAUGAUGCUAUUGGAAAUCUACAAAACUCUGGGUAUAAUGAUACCGACCUCAAUAAGGAUCUCAACCAAAAUAUGAAUGAAAAGGAUCCGAUUCCUGAAAUGGUUGAUGAGACCUGUGUUGAACCCUCAUCAAUUCGACAAGCUGGUCCAUCAACUCCAGUUGCUUCUCAAGAUGGUCCUUCAGAUGAACAAGUUUAUGGAGGGAAAAAUUCAGAACCAACUAUAGGGCAAGGUUCUCUACAGGUUAGGGUUCCUCCUAGCCCUCAAAUAGAGCAGGUGCAGGAUCAGAAGCAACAAAGAGGAAGGAAGAGAAAACAAUUCUUCGAUGAUCCCAUCGUGUUAACAAAUAGAUUCAUGAGGGAAAACCUUAAUAAUACUCACAAUAUAUUGCGGAAGAGAAAAGACGGUCCUUCCUCUCUGGAUACAUGGAAGCUGAAAAACAAACGAUUAAAAGAGAAUAUUUUUGACCAACCUUUAUUUAGAGGAGUAUGCAAUGAACUUAUAAACAUACACAAUAGGGAAUAUAUAUGUUCAAAACCCCACUUGGUCAUCUCUGAGGAAGAAGAUCAUAUGGAUAGUAGUACUAGUACUCCUCCAAUUAACCAAAUUGUUGAUGAGCCAAUGACAGAUGCACCUGAGAUUAUUGAUAAUGCACCUGAGAUUAUUGAUAAUGCACCUGAGGUUAUCAUUAAUACGCCAAUAGACGCACAGGAAACUGAAAUCGGCCGUCACAUUGUUAAUGCUCCUUCUCAGAAUAUAGACACUGAACCCAUUAUUGAUGGUACUAACAAGAGUCCUGUUAAAGGAGAUGGUGCGACACCUACUUCAGUUUCUGAGGCAUCGGAGAGGCCAUAUGGUGCGACUUCACCUCGUGCUCGUAUAUCCGAAAUUGGAUCCCCUAGCACUUAUCAAGAUAGCACAUUUCAGAACUACGACAUGACAGAUUUUCUCGAUACUAAUACACUGAACGAUUCUGCUGAAAAAGGAGAGUUUUCGUUUCUUGAAGAAGAGAACAACACACCGGCUACUGCCAGCUCACAAAGCACAAGCACAACAAGUAUUGGCUCAUUGACCGGAAGGGCUAGGGGUCUAGCUAAAUAUUUAAGAGAUUAUUCUCCAUGUACUCCAAUUCCGGAGCAGCCUGCUGAAGAUUUUAGCUUGAACAAGAUGUUGGAAGGAAAAACUAGAAAGAUUGCUGCUCGAAUGUUCUUUGAAGUUUUGGUGUUAAAGACUCAUGAUCUUAUUGAUGUAUACCAAGAGGAGCCUUAUGGUGAUGUCAGCUUCAAAUUGACUCCAACACUUUCAAAUGCUAAAAUUUGA
Vicia faba (fava bean) is the source of this 1992-nucleotide messenger RNA. The record is from the annotation of a GenBank genome assembly. Lineage: Eukaryota; Viridiplantae; Streptophyta; Magnoliopsida; Fabales; Fabaceae.